ACUUCCGGAAACUGGUUAUUUAGUAAACGUUCCUAAACAGAUGAAAUUUGAUAAGAUAUUUGAAAACAUUGAUAUAGGAAACUAAAAUAAUAACUAUUCUUAGAAAAAAUGAUGUCUAAAGCUUCAAUUGAAACACAGCUUCAAAAAGAAUCAAAUCGAUUAGCUAGUUUAGAAGAGACGCUAAUUCGUAGUGAUGCUGCCACGGAUACUAUGCUCAAAAUGCUGAAAGGGUUUGAUGGUAGAUUAGAAAGAUUGAACGCUACAAUUAAACCUGUUCAUGAGGAAACGCAAAGACUACAUAGACGGCAAGAAAAUACACUCUCAGUGCUGGGAGAAUUAGACCUUAUUCUAGCUCAUUACAAGAUUGCUGAAGAAGCCGAGAGUGUUGUUUCGCAAUCCCCGUCAAACCAAAUUGAGCAGUAUUUAAAGAAAAUGAAUGACAUAAAGUCAGCCAAAGAUUAUUUCGAAAUGAUAGCCAAGUCUGAAGGUCACGAAAAAGCCGAUGAUGUCGUUUAUAAACUAACUUGCCCUUUCGAUAAAGGUGUAAGUCUACUCGAUGAAGAAUUCAAAUAUGUUCUUCAAAGAAAUUCCCAACCUUAUAAUGCAAAAUUGAUAUUAGAGAAUCUUCAUGCAAUAGCAUCCGGUAAAGAGCCGUUGAGUUUGGCUUACGAUAGUAAAACAGCACCAUUGUGGGGAAAAGUUGUUAAAUUACCUAGUCAAUCUGUGCAAACAGAAUUAGGAAUGAUGGCUUCCUGGCUUCUUAAACUUUCAACAAACACUGUUACAAAUACAACGGAGAAUUUUGCAGAACACAGGGUUCGCGGAAUGAGAAAAUGCCUUGAUUCGGUUAGAAAUUUGAUUAAUGAAGAAAAAUUUGACUUACCUUUUGCAUCACCAUCGGCAGCAAAAGGAAAAUAUGCUGAUUCCCAACGAAGAGAAUCUAAUAUUUUCGGAAGCAUAUCAAGCAAAAUUAAAAAUCAAUUUACAACUGCUGAUAGAUCUCCUGCCCCAACAAAGAAACGCGAAUCUUACUCUAAUAGGGAAAAUAUAAAAGAUGACAAUAAUGAUGGAGAUAUUGAUUUCUUUUUGUAUAUGUUUCCAGUUGUGUUUAGAAUGACAGAGCUGGAAGUAGCUUUGGCGAAUAGUAUAUUUUCAAAGAAGACUUAUGUAUCCUAUAUAAUGAGCACUGUCUUUCAAGGUGUCUUUAAGACAAUUCACGAGGAAGCCGAUCGAGUUAAUACUAUUUGUAGAAAAGGAGUUAUCCGUCAUGACACCAGCGUCAUUUUAUAUGUUUUUCAAGUAUUGAAUCAUCUUAGAACAGCUGAACCUCACUUUAACAAUAUACUACAAAAGCUAGAUUGCAAAAAGCGAUAUUUGGAUUCACUUAUUCAUAGCUUCAGCGAAACAGCUUUACAAGGUUUAACUGAGUUGAAUGAUUUCAUUAAAUCUAAUCAAGAUAGACACGCAUUAAUGCCGCCUGACGGUACCGUCCACCAGAUGACAAGCAAUAUUAUGAUUUUCCUUGAAAAUCUUUUGAUCAAUAAAGAAUCUCUGCUAGAAUUGUUUGCUUCAAAGCCAUCAAAAGAGAGAGAAGCUGCUCACUACUUGAGAAACCUUAUAUCAUCUCUUGGUUUAUAUUUAACGAAUAAAUCGCAAACUUACACCGAUCCUGUGCUAGUAAUAAUAUUUUUGUUGAACAAUUAUAAUUACAUGUCAAAAGCUUUACAAAAAAAAAACUCGAAACUUCAGUUUAUUUGUCAAUUCGAUUCGGAUAUUACACAAAGCUUCGUUCAAAAAUGUAUCAGCUAUAGGCAGACUUACGCCAGAAGUUGGGAUCCUGUUAUACAACAGAUUAGCUCUGAUGCAAAUAGGAGUUUUUCUCCAGAAAAGCUUAAAGAUCGAGAUAGGCAACUGAUAAAAGAUAAAUUUUCCAAUUUCAAUAAAGCGUUUGAAGAUAUUUACCGAAUUCAAAAAGCUUAUUCGGUUCCUGAUCCAGAAUUGAAAGAUUUGUUAAGGACCGAAAAUCAAAAUCGAAUACUUCCUUUAUACGAGUCAUUCUUAAGAAAGUACGAAGACUGUGGAUUUACCAAGAAUAAGGAAAAAUAUGUAAAAUAUCGUGUAGAGGAUAUAAAAAGAUCAAUGUCACAAUUCUUUUCCGCUUAGAUAUAAUUUAUAUUAUAAAUAACACUUAAAAAAUGCUUUUCUAUUCAAGUAGCCAAGAUGGGAAACUGCUAACAUUCAAUGUAAUUGUUUUCUUGUAUAGACCUAUAAUGGCGGCCAUAGCUUUUUCAAAUAUUUAUAAUAAAUAUAUUGAGUUAUAUAAUAAAUACGUUUACUUUUCUUAAAA
Messenger RNA from Dimorphilus gyrociliatus, 2347 nucleotides. Lineage: Eukaryota; Metazoa; Annelida; Polychaeta; Dinophilidae. The record is from the annotation of a GenBank genome assembly.